GUAUAUGUUUUAUGAUGAUAUAUAUAUAUAUUGUUGCUGGAUAUGUAUGUUGCAGGCCACAAGUGAGUGAAUUGUAGAGCUGCAGCUGCUUGUGCAAAUUCCAAUCACAGUGAAUUUAAUCGAAACCCACUGCCGAGUUCAUGGCGGCGAUCUUCCUGAUCAGUUACGAGUUUCAAACUCUGCCUUUUACUCUGAACACGGUUUCUUUGUUUCACCAAACCUUCAGAUCAAAGCAGUGCAUAUAAUGCAGGCCACGAGUGAGUGAAUUGUAGAGCUGUAGCUGCUUGUGCAAAUUGCAAUCACAAUGAAUUUAAUCGAAACCCACUGCUGACUUCAUGGCGGAGAGUGAUCGCGAUCAUUCAAGUGAAAUGGAAGCAAGACUCGACGGGAAACAUUAUCGAUGGCUACGUCCGGAGGAAAUAUGUGAUGUUCUUUGAAAUCCUAACGGAGUUACAAUUUCUGAGGAGCCUGCAAUUAUGCCACCAACAUAUAAUCACCAAGCAAGUGAUGGGUUUCCCCCUGUUCUUGGAUUGCAACAUGAUAUUGCUUCUUCUAGUUCCAAUCCAACUAAUUUCCAGCAUUCACAAGCUACGAAUGUGACAAACUUGAAUAGUGCUCAGACAUCAGAACUCGAAACCACUAUAUCAGAUAAUUGGCUCAAGAAUUUACUUACUGACCCUAAUGAUCGGGGAAUCCCCGAGAAUUCAUGUAUUGGGUUACCUGACCCUAGUGGUUGGGGAAUCCUCGAGAAUUCAUUUACUGGGUUACCUGACCCUAGUGAUUGGGGAAUCCCCGAGAAUUCAUGUACUGGGUUACCUGCCUGCACCAACUCGAGAGCCGGCUCGAGUGCUGCGGUGCAGCCAAGUCAUUCAUCUCUUGGAACAAGGCAAUGUGUUGAGGGUGAUGACUUAUUUCUAGAUUCCACUAACUCCAAGGCCACACCCCUUGCAACCAUGGAAGGAGUAGAUGAAGAGGAAGAGGGAAACGAUACAAACCAAUCGUGGAAGAGACUCAAAGUCACUUGUGGCCAGAAGUCGAUUGCUACUUCUGUUGCUCCUGAGUCUAGCACUCCAGCCAUGCUGCAAUCAAGACCAACCUCAGAUGCCAACCAAGAUUUUGAGAAUCAAGAGCAGGAACUCGAGCCUACCUCUAUUGAGCCAGAAAAUGGCAAAAGCAAGGUUGUCGUUCAAAAUGAUUUUGGGUCAGGAAAGAGUCAUGAGUUUUCAGAAGUUGCAGUUUGGGACUCCUAUAAAAGCCUCCUUGAACUUUUAGGCCGAGGGUUUGCACCCAAUACACUGGCCAGCUCCUCCAUUUCUACUCCUGCCACAGACUCGCAAGCCAUAGAAACAAUUAGAACUUUUCUAGAAAUGGACUUUGCUACUAUGGCUGGCAAUGUUAAACAAGCCAACAUGAUUUCACACAUCAAGAGACUCGUAGUUUCUAGUUGGUUUCCCUCUGACAGCAAAACAUGCAUUUUGCCAUUAUUGGAGCAGCUAGAGCAACCUAUUCGAGACUAUUCCGAGUAUGAUAAGGGCAAAAAAUUGAAUGCCCAAGUCGAAGAUAUGAGAAAGCUUCUUGAACUUAAGGUUCCGUUUUGUGAUAGCAAGAUGAGAGACUAUCAAAGACUUGAGAAUGAGAGAAAGCAAAUUGUAGCCAAGCAGGUUGUACUAUGUGCUGAAGUUGGUGGCGCCGUCAAAGAGACUGAACGGAACCAGGCAGAACUCAAUGAAUUGCUCCCACAGCGAGACCAAUUUAAACAAAAUGAGGCUAAACUCAAGACCAGCUUGGUUAUUGGAGCUGGCUACUGGACAAUCUUGAAGAAAGUAAUUUUCAACAACCUUGGUCUGUGACUUCCUUCUUUGGGUUGCAUUUGGGCUGCAGUGUUUUUUUAAUUUUCCUUUUCUUUUUGGUGGUGUAUCUUAACAAAUUCGAUCCAUAAUAUAUCAAAAUGAAGAUUUUUUUUCU
Messenger RNA from Pyrus x bretschneideri (Chinese white pear), 1965 nucleotides. RefSeq lists its product as uncharacterized. Lineage: Eukaryota; Viridiplantae; Streptophyta; Magnoliopsida; Rosales; Rosaceae. The transcript has 12 exons. The coding region runs from base 477 to 1850 and encodes 457 amino acids. The record is from RefSeq and is a predicted model, not a curated record.